AUAUACACUGUAUCACCUAACCUUUUUUUGUAUGCAUGUAUUCCAUAUUGAUACCAUCCUAUUGUAUGUAUACCAAUACUAGUCUUAUUAUCGAUAUUUACCCUAUUUGAGACCAAGUCCAUUAUUACGUAGCCUUUUGUACUUGACGGCCACCAUCACGCUACAAUGAAUCUCGUUGACCGACCAUUCUAUUCGACAAGGCCAGAAUGGAAGGACGUUGCACCUUUGGAACAGUACGAGAACAUCAACCCAUUGGCACCAAUCCUCUACACAGAUGAAUACAAAGAUGCGACCGACUACUUUCGCGGCAUCGUUAGAAAUGGAGAGAAGAGUGCACGAGUAUUGGAACUGACGGAACAUAUCAUUCGAUUGAACCCAGCCCAUUAUUCUGCAUGGCAGUACCGGUAUGAAGCCCUCAUCGCGCUCGGUUCACCGCUCACGACUGAGCUGCGACUCAUGGACGAAAUCGCCGUCAAGCACCUCAAGACAUACCAAGUCUGGCACCACCGCCGCCUUCUCCUCAUCCAACUCCGAGACCCAGCUCCAGAGCUCAAGUUCAUUGCCCAAUCACUCAGGGCUGACGCCAAGAACUACCACACAUGGUCUUACAGACAAUGGCUUUUAGCUUACUUCAACGAUGAUGAUUUAUGGAGUGGCGAGCUGGACUUUGUCGACCAUAUGCUGAACGAGGACGUCCGGAACAACUCCGCCUGGCAUCACCGCUUCUUCGUCGUGUUCCAGUCUGGGAUCCGGGACAGCGAGAAAGACAGGGAGAGGGUAAUCAAGCGAGAGCUGAUAUACGUCAAGCAGAGUAUAUCCUUAGUGCCUAACAAUGCGUCCGCGUGGAACUACCUCCGUGGGAUCCUAGAUCACAACAAACUGCCGUACUCGAGUGUACAGACAUUUGUCGAGGCUUACACUCGGGAUACUCCACCUGCUACAGGGGACGAUAUUGUGGACCUCGAGAACCCACCUCCAUCAGAGGAAGCCCAGCUCCCCUGUCCGGCCGCCAUAGAGCUCCUAGCGGAUAUCCACGAACUUCAGGGUGUCGAGGGUGUUGAGAAAGCGAUCGAGCUUUGGAAAUCGCUCCGUGAUGGCUAUGAUACCAUUCGGAAGAGAUACUGGGACCAUCGGAUCAAGGAGGCGUCUCACCGCGAGGGUAUCUGAUUCGCAUGGCCAAUAUGACGUCUUGGAAGUUACCGCCUGUAUCAUAUGUUGAGUUAUCGCUAUCAAAAAAUGAGUUUAAUAGGUCCAGAAUGACCCACCUGGCAACCGGCUCUACAUUGUGACCCAAGAAUUCACCGUUGAGGAAUGGAGCAAUUA
Desarmillaria tabescens is the source of this 1323-nucleotide messenger RNA. RefSeq lists its product as uncharacterized. The transcript is spliced from 6 exons. Gene Ontology annotation, cellular component: CAAX-protein geranylgeranyltransferase complex; protein farnesyltransferase complex; cytoplasm. Gene Ontology annotation, biological process: protein geranylgeranylation; protein farnesylation. The record is from RefSeq and is a predicted model, not a curated record. Gene Ontology annotation, molecular function: CAAX-protein geranylgeranyltransferase activity; protein farnesyltransferase activity. The coding region runs from base 166 to 1167 and encodes 333 amino acids. Lineage: Eukaryota; Fungi; Basidiomycota; Agaricomycetes; Agaricales; Physalacriaceae.